AUGGAGCCCGCCUCAGCCCAUGCCCGCAGAGGGUGCAUCCCCUGGAACGGGCUCCUGCUGGCAGUCUCACUCGUAACCUUCUGGAACCUACCCACCACUGCCCACCUCACUUUUGAAUCAGUGCCCUUCAAUGCUGCAGAAGGGACGGAUGUUCUUUUACUUGUCCACAAUGUGACAGGGGAUCUUCUAGGCUAUGCCUGGUACAGAGGAGAAAGGGUAGAGAAUAACCAACUAAUUGCAUCAUGUAGAGUGUACACUCAAGUAAAUACACCAGGGCCUGCACACAGCGGUCGAGGGACAAUAUACCCCAAUGGAUCCUUGCUGAUCCAGAACGUCACCCAGAACGACACAGGAUACUACACCCUGCUGGCCACAAGGAAUGAUUUACAGACUGAACGACUAGCUGGACAACUCCACGUAUACCCGGUGUUACCCACACCCGUCAUCACCAGCAGCAACUUCAACCCCAAGGAGCAGGAGGACACUGUAGUGUUAACAUGUGGCCCUGAGACUCCGAACACCUCCCACAUGUGGCGGAUCAACAAUCAGAGCCUCCCCAACAGCACCAGGCUGGAACUGUCUGAGGACAACAGGACUCUCACUUUACUCCAUGUCACAAGGAAUGACACAGGACCCUAUGUGUGUGAAACUCGGAACCCAGUGAGUGUCAGCCACAGUGACCCAUUCACCCUGAAUGUUUUCUGGCGAGAAAACGGCCCAGCCCUCAGUAUGGAGGUCCUUACUGUCAUCGCGAUUGGGGUCCUGGUUAGGGUGGCACUGGUGGCCGCUCGGGUUUUUGUUUUCCUCACGAGGUCUAGAAGGGCCAGUGGCCAGAAUGACCUCAGAGAACACCAGCUCCCAGCAACCACACUGGGACAUGGUCCCUCUGGCAGCUGUGUCUCCCCGGCCUUCCUACCCAGCCCCAGGCCAGCUGUUCCCAUCUGUGAGGAAUUACUACACCCCGACACAGAUAUUUACUGCCAGAUCAACCACAAAGCAGAUGUGGUUUCUUAG
Messenger RNA from Eubalaena glacialis (North Atlantic right whale), 1014 nucleotides. RefSeq names its product carcinoembryonic antigen-related cell adhesion molecule 1-like. Gene Ontology annotation, molecular function: protein tyrosine kinase binding. The record is from RefSeq and is a predicted model, not a curated record. Gene Ontology annotation, biological process: regulation of immune system process; signal transduction. Gene Ontology annotation, cellular component: plasma membrane; cell surface. NCBI's taxonomy places the organism in Eukaryota, Metazoa, Chordata, Mammalia, Artiodactyla, Balaenidae.